AUGGCAAAUCGUAUAUACGAACUCGCCCUAGCGGACACAAUGCGGGAACUUAAUGGUCGUCGAAUCCGUCUAACAUACGGGUUAAUCAAGGCCUCUCGCCAGCUAAGUAGGUUGUAUCUCGUUAUGGACCUUUGCCCGACGACUGAGGAACUCGAGAGCUGGCAGUCCAAGUUCGACACAUACUGGAGAGCAGCGCAUGGGCAGUGCAAAUACUGGGGUCUCAUCCAGGCUUGUCAAGUAUUGCGUCAGGAAUUCCGCCCUCUACAACAAAGAACUCUACCUUUCACCAUCUUAGCGCAGCAUCUUAGCCAAUACCUUUACGCUUUCGGCACAACAGAAGAUGCGUUGACUCUUGGAAAGUCGCUCACGGCCAUCAUAAAGCAACCCCUCCUUCCAGGUGUGAGGUUGGACAUCCUGCCGCUUCUAAGAAAGCUUUCCAAGCAACGGAAGUCGCUUCCUUGGCUUACCGAGCGUUCUCUUGGGGAGGAAAGCCGCUGGAAGACUAGCAACCUGCUCACUACGUUGUUCUACCAUUGGGCCCAACCGCCAAAGGGUCUCGAGGUUGUUGAGCGUGAUAUCGCCUCUGUCACUCUGACCAUGGGCAAGACAUACGGUCCUCAUGGCGCUCAUGACCAGCCAUCGAUGAUCAUUGGACUGCGCUGCGCCUGUUUCACCGAUCUCACUCCUGAUCAGAAAGGCGCAACCAUGCUGGACUUUAUCAAGGCAACCGGGCUGGAGAAAUUGCGUUGCUUCAUCACGGAGUUCCGCUGUUGUGAAAGGCGCUACACGUGGCAAAUGUCUGGGGGUGAGUCCGGGGCGACUGAAUCCCCGAUGCAGAUCUCUGAAGUCCAAGACGAGGAUUAG
Messenger RNA from Alternaria hordeiaustralica, 864 nucleotides. RefSeq lists its product as uncharacterized. The record is from RefSeq and is a predicted model, not a curated record. The coding region runs from base 1 to 864 and encodes 287 amino acids. Lineage: Eukaryota; Fungi; Ascomycota; Dothideomycetes; Pleosporales; Pleosporaceae. The transcript is spliced from 2 exons.